Brassica oleracea var. oleracea is the source of this 2529-nucleotide messenger RNA. RefSeq lists its product as uncharacterized. The coding region runs from base 289 to 2349 and encodes 686 amino acids. Lineage: Eukaryota; Viridiplantae; Streptophyta; Magnoliopsida; Brassicales; Brassicaceae. The record is from RefSeq and is a predicted model, not a curated record. The transcript has 10 exons.
AUAAUUCCAAAUUAAUAUCUGCGAUUUUACAGCUCAUCUUGAAAACAGUGACACCGCCGGCCGAAACCUCCGUUUUGGUGAUCGCCUCCGUCUCUUCUUUCUCUCUUCACUCACAGAAGCUAAAUCUCAAUCUGGUAAAUCGAUUAUGAGCAUCAAUUGAUUGAUUGAUGAUGCUCUAGGGCACACUUUUGUUCCCGUGGAAUCUCCUCCUCUCGUUUGGAAUCAGGGUUCCAGUGGCAGGAUAUGCUAGAGAAAGUCUCUGUUGAUUUACUUUGUUUGAGUUAAGUCAUGGCUCGUAAAGGAAGCCAUCAGAAGAACGGAGUAGUAGAUCACAACCAAAACAAGCCAAAGAAGAAAACUCCCGAGUCUCUGCCUUCUAAAAAGGGACAGGGGAAAGCUAGUGAAGCCGAGAGCGUCCUGAAACAGAGUUGCCAAGAUGAUGAUAAGCACACAAGAGGCAGUGAAACUUCAGAGAGAGACAUGGCUUCAGUUAAGGAUGUAGAUAACCCUGUUGCUUCAGAGACUGAUUUAGCUGGAGAUGAUUGUAACGAGCCUGGCUCUGCAACUACAACCCAAGAGACUAGACAUACUCUAUUUUAUCGUGAACGCAUCAACGCUCUUAUGAGAACCUUGCUGGAUAUUCUGAGCACCAACAGCCCCUCUGAGAAUAUUGGGCUAGCAUACAAUGCAGCAAUCAGGAAACUGAGGAUACCCGCUGCUACUGUAUCAAGGGAAGUGAAUCAGUGGAUGGAAAGAAACAGGCCUUUGAUAGUUUCUGUCAAGUCACGAGUUUACAAAGCCCGUGACGUUGUUACAAAGAAGAUUCGGCUAGCGUGCCCGGUUGUCUUCAGAUGGCUUAUGCACUUUGGCAGCAUUCUUCUUCUCCUAUCUCUGGUUUGGUUGGACUGUGCAAUCCGAGGCUUUGAUUCUUUCAUCAGGAUGGGGACAGCAUCGUUUUUCUCAAUCAUGUGGUGUGGUGUCUUCUCAGCUUUUUCCAUGAUCGGCGUGACCAAAUUUAUAUUGAUGUCGUUUGCAACUGUUCUGGUGUCGUUGUUCAUUGGAUUUGUUGUUGGAUCCAUCACCCUUGCCAUUUCUAGUCUGGUUUUCCUGUGGCUCUAUGGUAGCUUUUGGACAACGCUGAUGUUCCUCUUCUUAGGAGGUCUGGCAUUCAUGACGAAGCACGAGCGCAUUGCGCUCUUUAUCCUCACAGUGUAUUCAGUCUACAGUGCAUUGGGUUAUGUCGGAUGGCUAGGCCUUCUUUUGGCUUUUAAUCUUGCUUUCAUCUCGACCGAUGCUCUUAUAUAUUUCUUCAAUAACAAAAUAAACCAGCAGAGCACAGAUGGUGGACCCAGUGAUCCCUUAAAUGGUUCCUCUUUCGAAAACGGCCCUGGCUUUCCUGGAGACCGUGGCCCAGGAGUCCCGUCGACCAGCGGAACAGACUCUGAGUUAACAUCUGAAGGUGAAGUUGCUCGGUUGCUGAAUUGUGCUGACCACUACUCAGUUUUGGGCGUACCUCGGUAUGGGAACGUUGACAUGGCUUAUAUUAAGCGAGAAUAUAGAAAGAAGGCAAUGUUGGUACAUCCUGAUAAGAAUAUGGGGAAUGAGAAAGCAGCCGAAGCUUUUAAGAAACUUCAGAAUGCCUAUGAGGUGUUGCUUGAUUCUAUAAAACGGAAGUCAUAUGACGAUGAGUUAAAGAGAGAGGAACUACUCAACUGCUUUCGAAGGUUUCAGAAUUCUUCUCAAAGGAACCAGGACACUCGGGGACACGGUUUUGGAAGCUCAGAAGGCGAAGGAGAUGAAGCGUUGAGAGAGUGUAGACAAAUAGCGUGUAAAAAAUGUGGCAAUUUCCAUGCCUGGUUUCUAACAAAGAAAUCAAAAUCUAGAGCAAGAUGGUGCCAGGAUUGUAAGGACUUUCAUCAAGCAAAAGAUGGAGAUGGUUGGGUUGAACAGUCUUCACAGCACGUCUUGUUCGGGUUGAUUCAAAAGGUUGAUCUGCCGCGUGCUUACGUUUGCGCAGACAGCAAAGUAUAUGAAGCUUCUGAGUGGUAUAUCUGUCAGGGAAUGAGAUGUCCUGCGAACACACACAAGCCGAGUUUCCAUGUGAACACAAACGUGACAGGUGCGAAACGAGGAGGAACAAGUGGUUCAUCAGGGCAAAGAGGAAACCAGAGAAUGCCAAAUGCAAACAUGGAUGAAACAAUGACGGAGGAAGAGUUCUACGAGUGGUUGCAGAACGCCGCACAAGCCGGUAUGUUUGAUAGUGCCGCCGAGAGCCCUACUUCUGCAGCUGCGAGUAAUACUAGUGGUAGUAGCAGCAAGAAGAAGAAAAAGGGAAAGAAGCAAUGGUGAAAGAAAACAGAGCAACUGUUGUUUGAUACUAUUAUAUAAGAUGGUGGAAAUUUUGUCCACCCUUUUUUUCUUCUCAGAAACUAAACUUUUACUUUUAAAACUUUUAGUUCAUACAGAGAAAAAGCUCUCAACAGAAUCUGAUUGAUAGAUUCAAGUUUAUUGUCUUUUACGGAAAAUUCA